Molecule: messenger RNA, 1855 nt
Organism: Sclerotinia trifoliorum
Lineage: Eukaryota; Fungi; Ascomycota; Leotiomycetes; Helotiales; Sclerotiniaceae
Source: the annotation of a GenBank genome assembly
AUCAGCACGCGGGUAAUUGCAAGUCUAGUCGCAUCGCAUUUCCAGAAAAAUUGAAGAAAGUGCUAACAACCAAAAAAAUUCAAGAUCCCAAAACGACAAGAGAACGAUAUUCUCCAAAACAUCCAACUUAGACAAUUUGCCUGGAGCAACAAGUCGAUCGAAUCAAAAGAAAGCGAACCGAGCACACUCGUCUUAAAGACCAUUUACUAUUUAUUCACUCAUCACCCCGCCACGGAAAUAGAAUUUCGACUAGCCUCACAUUCAAUUCUGCCAAAGCACAAGAACUCUACGAGACUUCUCAGCUUUGACCCGAUUCCACUCAUCUCACUCAUCUCUUGCUCGCCCUUCUUCUUAACAUCUUUUUCUUUCAACACGAUCCUACCUCGAAAAUCAUACAAAUAUGGCAGCCGUCGCAGCACCAGCUGGUGAACAAGUUGACUUGUCAACCAUUCCAAUCUCACCUGAAGGCGCCAGCAAUUCGAACGAGAACACCAAACCAGCUACCGAUGGCGAACAAAUUACUGUCUUUCAUGACAAAGAUAACUUUAAUGUUAAGCAUCCUUUGAUGAACAAAUGGACUUUGUGGUUCACAAAGCCACCUAGUGGAAAGGUAGUUUUACCUACCGUCAAAAUUUGCUACGCAGCAUACUGACUUGGUUAUAUAUAGGGUGAUAACUGGAAUGAUCUUUUGAAGGAAGUUAUCACAUUCAACUCCGUCGAGGAAUUCUGGGGUGUCUAUGUAAGUAUAUUAAUUUGAGCAGAUUGCCAUUCCUUAUUGUCUUUAGCUUGGCUAACUUUUUUUUUGGUGCAGAACAACAUUGCACCAACUUCUGAACUCGCUCUCAAGUCCGAUUACCAUCUUUUCAAGGAAGGAGUUCGACCAGAAUGGGAGGAUCAGCAAAACAAACAUGGAGGAAAGUGGUCAUAUCAAUUCAAGGAGAAGCGCAACGUUCCCAUUGAUGAAUUAUGGCUUCAUGUCAUGUUAGCAGCUAUUGGAGAGACUCUCGAGGAAGAGGAUGAUGGAGAGGUGAUGGGUGUUGUUGUCAACGUCAGAAAAGGAUUCUACCGUGUUGGUGUUUGGACUCGCACAAUCGGCAAGAGUAUUCCGGGAGGUGGAGAUGGUGAUGUCGCUGGAGGCAAAGGAAGAUCCACCGAAAAGGGCAAAGAGAUCUUGAUGAACAUCGGCAAAAAGUUCAAGGAAGUCUUGAAGCUCCCAGCAUCGGAGCCUGUCGAAUUUUCUGGUCACACCGAUAGUGCACACAGCGGCAGCACCCGUGCUAAGGCCAAGUAUUCAGUCUAGACGCUUUCAACAUGUACAUGAGAUGAGACACGAUUGCUCUUUUACCUGUGUUACGAUUCCGUGGUUCUCUCCUUUACGAAGAUACCACGAAACUAGGCUAGGACUAAAUGGAAGGCGGUUCAACAAAGGUUUCUGGUUUUUAGGGCUAUAUUUGCAUACAUUAUUGAAGGCAAUACCUUAGCUUGGCCUCCUAAUAUCAUGGGGGGAGGAGUAUUUAUGCCAUAUUGUUUUUAUUGCUCUGCUACUACACUGCUGCUUUUGGUGGUGGUUAUUUUAUGCAUGGCGUUAUUCCACACUGGGCAAUAUAGGCUCAGAUAUCGGAAGCAUGUUCAUAGAGAUGCGAAAGGCGUGAAUUAAAAGAUCAAAAGUUACAUAUCUAUUGAGAUGACCUAGGGUGGUAUUUUGACACCUGGUCAUAUAUGAUAGGACUGGUAGAUGUAGUCUUGUGGCCGUGUCUAUUGAUAAGUCAUCAUCUGAAGUAUAUAUCAAGGGUGGAAUGAACGUAAAACUUGACAUAUUUAAGCGAACUCAUUCCUGUUCCCUAAGGCCGUUUUU